UUACGAAGUGAGACAGUGGCCAUUUGAACUUCAUCAGUUUCUUAUGCUCUUACUAAAGAAUACUACCCCACUGAGGUAUAGAUUAUGUAUGUGGUAGCAAGGAUAUGUUGUAUUGAUCUGCUUAAAAAAAGGCCUCAUUGCCCAUUGUGUAAAUUUGAGGAGUAUUUUUGCGUAAACGAGGAAGUGUGCACUUUGUUUCUGAAACCACUGGGAGCAGCACACAAGAAGAUUUUGGGAAGCAAGAGUUUUAAAGAAUAUUCCUGAAUGUUUGGCACUGUGUGUGCAGAUAGUAAUGCAGUCUUUUCCUCUGAGAGUUUAGUCUAAAACGCAUGGAAAUUAGAGAAGCUUCUGUCGGCCCAGUUCAGGAGCAAUGUUAUGACUGCAGAUGAUAAGCCAGCUGCAACUUGAAACCAAUCCUGCAUUCUUGCAGCGUUGGAAAAGGCUUCCAGCACCCUAUGGGCUCCCCACUUCACGAAGCAGAACCUGGCGUGCUGUGCUAGCCAUUUGUGCCUUGGUUGUCGAAGGAAGGUUCUACCACCACAUUUUCCAAAUGUCUCCUUUCUGACUGUUCUUUGUCUGGUGUGAAGGAGUGCUGGCACCCUGAUUCCUGCCACUGGCCUUCCCACUGGAGCAAGGCAUAUACUGCUGCUAAGAUUCAGGCAGCUUGAAUUAACAAAGUGACUGAGCCAGGGCUUUCCCUGCCGGGAGGCUGAACUGCAUGGCUUGGGGUGGCCAGAGUGUAGAGGAUGGUAGGUCUAUCUGGUUUUUGAAUGCUAAAGAUUGCUGAGAUAGCCAGGAGUUGUAAUAAUCUGCCUUUUAUGUUCUGUUAACAGUGAGUAGAGCUGUGCUGAUGCCUUGCUUGUCAGGAUACUUGGCAAAAGAUACUUGGUGAAAGUCCAUACAGGCACUCAAACGUUGCAAAAUAGUUUUCGUGAAAAGAAAAUUCAAACCUCUUUUUUUUAGUAGUAUCACCCGAAUAUACAUCAAGAUUACUUCCUGUCCUUUCGGAACUACUUUUCUGACAAUGUAUGUUGUCCUGUGCAACUGGAAAGUACAAGGUUGAUAAGCUCUAUCUUAGCUGAAAAAAUGAGGAUGUAUCAUUUUGCAUGGUGCUUGAGGGAUAUAUCUUUUAAAUAGUGCAUAAGGACUUCGGCAUUAAAAAACUUAUUUAAGAUAAAGCAACUGAACUGUUUCCAAUUUGAAGAUAAACUGAAUGUUCAAGUAGUUGAAAAGAUAAAAACAAAGAACACAGUUUGUUUAAAUACAGAAGGGUGUUUGUCUAGAUGAUCUUUCAGACUGAUUAGAGUCGUAAGUGAUCUAAAUACAAAUUAGAAGGCUACACAUCAGACUGCAGCCUAUUCUUGUAGCUGAGCUGCUGAGCUCAUCUGGGUACAUCAGAAACUCCUUUUGUUCAUCCAUUCCCCUCCACCUUCUUUUUUCUGCUCAUGCCAAGGACGCUGCUUUAAUGUAGAAGGCACCACCUGUUCGAAGGACUCUGCUACUUCUGGCUCCUUUCAUACAGCUGGUCCUGCUUCUUGAUUCCUUGCCCUCCAAGUAACACGGCAUUCCCUUUUACAUGAUGGUUACUAUGGUCCAUGACCUCAUUUUCAUUUUUCCUAUGAUUUUUACUUGUCUAGCAUAUCAAUAUGUUGAUACCUUAAAAAAUUGAAAUAAUACUGAGAACAAGAGCAUUGCUGAAUUGAAGGUUUUAUGCUGAAGAAUGUUUUGAUCCUAUUGCUCGUUUUUUCAUCUAUUGAUAAUCAGCUGGUUGGCGUAUCACACACUAUAGGCUCCAUGACUCUUACACACCUCUAAUAAAUUUUAGCUUUCACCAGAAUUGACAGGGGUAUUCUGAUAUGGGGAAGUUUCCUCAAAAUUUCUAGAAUUAGUGUUAAUUUGUUAUUAAAUAACAGAUGGUGAAAUGUUGACAGUUUGGAACUACAGAUUUUUUUUAUUUUAUUUGUUUUUAUAUGUCAGUGGCAAAUUUAGUUUACUUGUAAAAUAUUCUACUGUAAUUUAGAGAAUAUAAUGAAUUUAUUUAUUUGUUUAGGAGCAAUGGAUGAGCUUCAUAGCCUGGACCCAAGAAGACAAGAAUUGUUAGAGGCAAGAUUUACAGGAGUAGUAAGUGGCAGCACUGGGAGUACUGGAAGUUGCAGUGUUGGAGCUAAAGCCUCAACAAAUAAUGAAAGUUCGAACCACAGUUUUGGAAGCUUGGGAUCUUUAAGUGAUAAAGAAUCAGAGACUCCAGAGAAGAAACAGUCAGAACCUUCCAGAGGAAGAAAAAGAAAAGCAGACACUCAGAGUGAAAGCAGCCAAGGAAAGAGUAUUGGGGGACGUGGCCACAAGAUUAGUGACUAUUUUGAGUACCAAGGUGGCAACGGCUCUAGUCCAGUUCGAGGUGUACCUCCUGCAAUCCGAUCUCCUCAGAAUUCACAUUCCGCCCCUUCUUCUGUUCGACAGAAUAGUCCUUCUCCUACUUCAUUAGCUUUUGGGGACCACCCUACCACGCAACCAAAGCAGUUAUCUUUUAAAAUUACUCAGACUGAUCUCACAAUGCUGAAAUUAGCUGCACUAGAAAGUAAUAAAAAUCAAGACUUGGAAAAGAAAGAAGGUCGUAUAGAUGACUUACUCAGGGCUAACUGUGAUCUCAGAAGACAAAUAGAUGAACAACAAAAGCUACUUGAAAAAUAUAAGGAAAGGUUAAACAAAUGUAUUUCAAUGAGCAAGAAGCUCCUAAUUGAAAAGGUAAGUUUACUUUUAAAAUGUUUGUGAUAAAAACUCUGGAGU
Messenger RNA from Meleagris gallopavo (turkey), 2787 nucleotides. Lineage: Eukaryota; Metazoa; Chordata; Aves; Galliformes; Phasianidae. The record is from RefSeq and is a predicted model, not a curated record.